This is a messenger RNA of Racocetra persica, 180 nucleotides long. Lineage: Eukaryota; Fungi; Glomeromycota; Glomeromycetes; Diversisporales; Gigasporaceae. The record is from the annotation of a GenBank genome assembly.
UUUCAUACUCUGAGAGACUUUUCUGAUAUACCCAAUCCGGAUUCAGUACAGGAACUUAGAAACUCAUUAAUAAAUAAUGAGUUAAAUUAUAACAUAAAUAUACUUAAUGAUUUUGUGGAGCAGAAUACAGCCUGUUUAAGUGAGGACCAACAAGCUAUCUUUAAUGAAAUAGUCCAAGCA